AUGGCAAGUUUAACAGUGUUGUUGCGUCAUUCUGGCAAGUGGAACGAUGAGGGCAAUUACAUCGAUUUUUCAAUUGAGGGAAUACUGAUAAAGGAGUAUGCCUCCUUUAAUGAUCUGGUUGCUUCGAUUUCUAAUCAACUAGGUAUAGAUUUGAGCUCAAAGUCCAUUAAAAUUCAAUACAAAGUAGAAGAAAAUUGCACGCCAAUAGAAAUACACAAUGAUAUGGGUUACAGAGUGUAUGUAGAAUUGAAAAAAGAGAACAUGGAAUGUGGGAUGUAUCCUUUGUGUAUAACAACUAUUGAAAAAGAACUUGUAUUCGGAGGUAGUUUAAAUCAAGGCGACAUUGUGCAAAUAGACGAAGCAGUUCAAAGGUACGAUUCCGAUACAGAUAAUACACUGGCUCUAGAUUUUGUCAAUUCAGGAGAAGCGAUUGGAGUGUUCGAACUCCACAAGGAUUUGAUAAUUUCAAAAACUAAUCAAAGGGAGGUUAUGGCUGGACAAGUGUAUAAGGAUAAGGCUACAUUGAAAGAGGUGAUGGAGAAUUAUGCUAUAGCUCAAAGGUUUCAAUUCCGGGUUAAUAGGUCUAAAGCUAUCAGCUAUGCAUUAUUAUGUAUUUCAGAAGAUUGUGAAUGGAGGUUUAAGGCUUCAAGCAUUAACAAAUCAGAACUAUUCAAAGUGAGAGAAUUCAUUGAUAACCAUACAUGUCCGCUGAAGGACAAGGUGUAUGAGCAGCGGCAUGCAAGUAGCAGCAUUAUAGGUGGUAUGAUAAGGCCUAAGCUUACUAAUCAUAAGAGGAAAUACACCCCAAAUGAUAUUAUUGAUGAUGUGAAAUCAGAUUUAGGUGUAGAUGUUAGCUACAUGUUGGCGUGGAGGGUUAAAGAAAAGGCAAUGAAUUUUUUGAGAGGUGAACCGGCUGAUUCAUACAAAAAAUUACCAGGAUACUUAUAUACAAUGGAUAUGACAUAUCCAGGUUCCCACAUCAGAAUGGUAAAAUCACCAAAAAAUGAAUUCAUGUACGUGUAUAUAUCUUUGUACGCCUUUAUAAAGGGGUUUGAUCAUUGUAGACCCAUUGUUGUUGUGGAUGGAAGUCACCUAAAAUCUUACUACACCGGGACAUUCGUUUCGGCAAGCACGUUGGAUGGUGCAGGUCAUAUAUUGCCACUAGCAUAUGGUGUUAUUGAUUCAGAGAACGAUGCUGCUUGGACGUGGUUCUUUGAGCAAUUCAAGAUAGCAUACGGUGACAGGGAAAACAUGUGCAUCGUUUCAGAUAGAAAUGAGAGUAUCAUUAAAUCUGUAUCGAGAGUGUAUCCAGAUGUACCGCAUUUUGCUUGUAUAUGGCAUCUAUGGAACAACGUAUAUAAGAAAUUCAAAAAGAGCCAUGCCAAGUUGAGCGAGAUAUACUUCUCGAUGGCAAAAGCAGACACACAAGCUGAAUUUGACAGUCUGAUGGAGAAGGUAGAUAUUAGGGUGAAAGAAUACUUAGAGUUAGCUGGAUACGAAAAGUGGGCUAGGUUGUAUGCACCUGUUAACAGGGGAUGGACAAUGACGUCAAAUAUUGCUGAGUCAAUCAAUGCCGCACUAGUUUCAGCAAGGGAAUUGCCAAUAUACGACUUCCUCGAAGAAGUUAGGAAGAUGUUUGGUCGUUGGAAUUGUAGUAACUGCAAAGAAGCUACACAGACGUACACGACGCUUGGAAAAAAAUACCAGGAGAUACUGACUUUGAAUGAGGCAAUGUCUACACGUAUGACUGUGGUACCAUCAACUGAAUACUUACAUACGAUUAACGAUGGAGGGAGGAAUUACACAGUCUGCCUGUUAGAGAGAAAAUGUGUUUGUGGGAGGUUCCAAGUUGAUGAAUUGCCUUGCCCACAUGCUUGGGCUGUAUUGAAGAGCAAGUUUCUAAUGCCAGAAGAAUAUUGCUCUAACUAUUACAAACCAAAUACUGUUGUAAUGACAUACGAUGUGCCUGUGUACCCGCUACCGGACAGAAAUGACUCGAAUAUACCAGCACAUGUUGCAGAGGAGGUUGUACUACCACCCAAAUGGAAAAGACCUCCUGGAAGGCUAAAGAAGAAGCGCGAUAAACCUUUAAGUGAAUUGCUGCAGCCGAAAAAUCAACAUUCAUGUAUCAUAUUUUGGCAGGGAGGACAUAACAAGCAAACGUGUAGAAAUGCUCCACGUAAUAAAUAG
Molecule: messenger RNA, 2190 nt
Organism: Nicotiana attenuata
Lineage: Eukaryota; Viridiplantae; Streptophyta; Magnoliopsida; Solanales; Solanaceae
Exons: 4
Coding region: 1-2190 (729 amino acids)
Molecular function (GO): zinc ion binding
Source: RefSeq, a predicted model, not a curated record